Molecule: messenger RNA, 720 nt
Organism: Aureobasidium subglaciale EXF-2481
Lineage: Eukaryota; Fungi; Ascomycota; Dothideomycetes; Dothideales; Saccotheciaceae
Exons: 2
Coding region: 89-610 (173 amino acids)
Molecular function (GO): acyltransferase activity, transferring groups other than amino-acyl groups
Source: RefSeq, a predicted model, not a curated record
CGGGUUCACGUCUUCUCAAGUGACACUCGAGACUGGACAGCGCUUACCCUGGAAUUGGAUCAAUGGCAGAGCAACAAAACGGCAUCAGAUGGCUGUGGAUGACAAGACUGGAGAAGUCGUCGGAUAUGUCAGAUGGGUAAUGCCCUCCCAUCUAGCAAAUGCAAAAGAACCAGUAUGGCCAGAAGCUCAGGUCGCAGAACCCUCAUCUGAGGACCGCGCCGAGCACGAAAGAGACUUCAAGAACGCUACAAACAACGGUCGGGUCAGAGGGCUAAGGAACGAUAUGAUGGAGUUCCGCAGUACACCUCUUGAGGAGGUGGACGCUAAAAUCAACGAGGGUGGUCCCUUCUUGUUCCUCGACUAUCUGGCAGUUUCGCCCAAGUAUCAACGUCAAGGCGCAGGUGCACUCUUGCUACGUGAUGGUCUUGCAGUGGCCGAUGCUAAUGGCUUGAAGUCGUAUACCACAGCAUCGGCGGCCGGUGUGAAGUUGUAUCAAAAUCAAGGCUUUGAGACUGUUGAGGUCGUCACUGUUGAUUACUCCAAAUUUGGAGGUGUUGAGCCAGUGACAGACUACUUCAUGAUUCGUCAGCCCCAAAAGUACAGGACGUGACUAUCGACAUAGUUUACUGAACCAGCUUUAGUUGUCCGCCAUCUCACAAUUUCACUUUUACCUACUUGCCUUGACUUGCGUAAAUCUUAACUUCUGUCUUCUCCGUCGGC